Drosophila takahashii is the source of this 1583-nucleotide messenger RNA. It is a transcript of the gene Sp212, whose product is annotated as Serine-peptidase 212. NCBI's taxonomy places the organism in Eukaryota, Metazoa, Arthropoda, Insecta, Diptera, Drosophilidae. The record is from RefSeq and is a predicted model, not a curated record. Gene Ontology annotation, biological process: proteolysis. Gene Ontology annotation, molecular function: serine-type endopeptidase activity.
UGUCGCGUGCGGAACCGAGAGCUUCUAUCCAAUACAAGAUUCGGAAAAGGUAUGGGUCUGGAGUGGGUCGUAGUUGUAUUGCUAAUCGCCUCGACCGGUGGACAGUUUGUGCAAGAGAACUGUCCCAUCUACUUCCGCUAUGUCAACGAUGCCUUCGGUGGUAUCCAGGGCGAGAUUACGCUGUCCUCUUUGCAACCGGGCACCAAUCGCAUCGAUGCUCGUUUCUGGCAGGAGGGAAAUUCUGAUGCCUCAUCGGUGGGUGGCCUGAACCCGUACCCGGAUGACGAUGCGAUUCGAUUGGGCAGGGGACCCUUCAAGUUCCGCGUCGCCUUCAGAGCGAGUCCACCCAAAUUGACCCGACUGUCGUACAACGAUCAGCUGCUGUGCUCGGCCAGCGAAAACGCUGGUGGGGGAUCUGUGAGCUACCAUAAUCGCUUCUAUGAGAAGUUCCUGACUGAGCCGUUUCCUUCCCCCGCAUUCCAAACCUUUCCCAGGGAUGACUUCGAUGUCGGUGUGCAAACCGUACAAUUUCCCUCUUCUCGCGGCAGAGAUGUUUUACCUGGUUUUACGCAGACCUGGCGGACAUCCACCGAUAGAAGACCUACCUUCAGGCAACCUCAGUUUACCACCCAAGCGCCGACUUUCUGGCAGCCACCAGAACCCAGACAACCGGCGACUUUUGGGCCACCUCCAAUAGCAACUAAUCCUCCAGCGACGAUGGCGCCACCUCAAAGAUUUGAUCCGCGAUCCACUGCGUCACCAAUAACCUGCGGCAGAGAGGGCAGCCUAAUUCCCUUUAUCGUCCGGGGCACCGAGUAUCCACGCGGUCAGUAUCCCUGGCUAGCAGCCCUCUAUCACAAGGUGUCGCGUUCCCUGACCUUCAGGUGCGGCGGUUCCCUGAUCUCUGCCAGCAUUGUCGUCAGUGCCGCCCACUGUGUGUACCGGAUGUCGGAGGACAGCGUGGUCAUCGGACUGGGUCGCUAUGAUCUGGAUAACUACGGAGAGGAGGGGGCCGAGACGCGAAAUGUGAAGCAACUGCUCUGGCACCCAGAUUACAGUACCCGCUCGGUUCCCGAUGCGGAUGUCGCCCUCAUCACCAUUGAUCGGCCAGUCAAGUUCAAUGAUAUUAUUGCGCCCAUUUGCUUGUGGACGGCAGAGGCGAGCAGUACGGUGAGCACCUCCGGCUUCAUUGCGGGAUGGGGCCGAGAUGACGACAGCAAGGACAAGGGUCGAACGCAGUAUCCCCGGGUUGUGGAGGCGGACAUCGCCAGUCCCACGGUCUGUGCCAGCACCUGGAGGAUACCGAUGUUGCUCUCGGAGCGAACUCUGUGCGCCGGCAAUCGCGAUGGAUCCGGACCCUGUGUCGGCGACUCCGGCGGCGGACUGAUGGUCAAGCAGGGCGAUCGAUGGCUACUCCGGGGAAUUGUUUCGCUCGGCGAACGCGGACCAGUCGACAAGUGCCAGCUGGAACAGUACGUACUCUACUGCGAUCUUUCGAAGCAUAUGGACUGGAUAAACGACAAUAUCCGCUGAGCUGCGCAAGUGCUUUGUAUACAAUUAGAUUAAAGAACCCUUAGGCCAAA